Molecule: messenger RNA, 1206 nt
Organism: Opisthorchis viverrini
Lineage: Eukaryota; Metazoa; Platyhelminthes; Trematoda; Opisthorchiida; Opisthorchiidae
Exons: 1
Coding region: 1-1206 (401 amino acids)
Source: RefSeq, a predicted model, not a curated record
AUGCCUUCAACCCCGGUGAAUGUUCGGAAGUCCAUCAUUUUGUUUGCCAAGUUGUUGAAGAAGUGUGGAUUUUCUGAAUACUUGCCCGAAAAUUUCCGGCUCGCCAAAUUUGAUGAUCCACGCAGCAAAGACUGUAUGUUGCGUCUACUAUAUGAAGUUAUCUACUUCUCUCAGUACGGUCACAUCGAUGACUUGGCUCACGAGGGAUUCAAGCGGUUUUCCUUUUCUGAUGUGCUUAUCUAUGCUUACAAGAAACUCCAAAAACUCGGGUAUCCCUGCCUGUCUACUACCAACAAACUAGGAUCUUCCAGAGAGCUGUUACUGGCUGCCGCAUGGGUAUUCAGUCAAUGCAAUAUUAUGAGCCAAAUUGAGCGCCACCUUCUUUGCUCAUUUGAUGUCACUGAGUUGGGGCGCACUACGAUACCACAUUUUGAGAAGUUCACGUCAAAUUUAUCUUUAUGGCAGCUUGACUGGUUGUUGGGGCGCGGUCGCUUUCUGCAAAAACAACUGUAUCAACAGAGAAUGGGCAUAAUCAAAAGCUAUUUGCAUUCGAGGGGGAAAUCACAUUUGAGUCCGUUACAGUGUUUACCUGUCGAAAAUCCGGACUUACUUCAAGCCGAAGCCGAAAAAAUCAAGGUGAAGAGAAACGAUAUUGAGCUGCUGAAGCUCUGGCAAGCUGAAAGUGUGAUUUUCUGGCGGUGGAUACAGUCGGUCGCAAAAGAACGAACAUCAGAUCACUUUGCUCCGAUGGUGUCUCUCAGUGAACUGUCGUUGGCGCGAUCCAGCUUAUUUCAGUGCUUGUCAGCACACAUCAACCUGGCAAAAGUAGCCGGUGUGCCUCAAGGACCCGACUUGCCCUUUGGCUCUGAGCAACAACCAUUUCCUAGUCUGCUUACACAAAUUGACGAUAAUCUCAAGGCUUGCAAUCUGCAGCUCUUGAGCGCUGAAUCGUUGUGUCCAUCUUUUAUUUCUCCCCUCUUGUUCCAUUAUGAUAUACAGACUUCAGAUAAGAACUCCAAAGUCACGUCUCGGCCUGGGUGUCUAUCACUGUCGGAAGAAAGUGCGAAAUUAACCUCACUUUUACAGGAAUGCAGAAGACAAUUUGAGGAUAUAAAGAAAGAACUUUCCGAACAGCUACAAGAGUUUGCCAGGCAUAACAUGUCCGAUGUAUUAUUUUUGUUUUCAAUGGCUGGUUGUACAGAAUAG